AUGGAUGGCUUGAUUGUCCACAGUGGUACCGGGACUCCUGGUGGCUACCAUGAUCACAUAGAGUCAGCAGGGCCAUCUUCUCCAUACGUUGAAUGUCAAAUCGAGCUACAGGAGUCCCAAGUGAGAGUGAAUCAGCAGAACGAGAGUGAAAAUGAGCAAUCUGGGCUAAGAGAAUUCUCUUUACCGCCGGUCGAUGGAGGCAGAGAUGCUUGGUUAUGCCUAGCGGGAGCGUUUGUUUUUGAGAUGAUGAGUUGGGGCUUUCCAUACUCUUUCGGUGUUUUCCAAGACUACUAUACCACAAACGAGCCAUUCAGCCAAGACAAAUCGCUUGUCUCGAUGAUAGGUUCAUGCGCCUUGGGCAUUAUGUACUUGGCUUCGCCUGUCAGCUUGUUUAUCAUUCAACGAUGGCCUCAUCUCAGUCGAGUGAGCAUUGUUGUUGGUCUUGCGAUAGUGCUGAUUGCGAUUGUCUCGUCUUCGUUCGCCACCCGUGUAUGGCAGCUCUUGUUAACCCAAGGAAUUGUUUAUCCGCUCGGUGCGUGUAUGCUCUAUUAUCCAGUGUUAGUAUUCAUUGACGAGUGGUUUGUAAGGAGAAAAGGACUGGCAUAUGGAGCCUGCUGGGCUGGGACCGGCGUCGCGGGUGUGAUAUUUCCAAACGUUGCAAAGCUGGCACUCUCACGUUUCUCAUUUCGAGUCACCAUGUGGGCAUGGGCUGUCAUCGUCUUCUUGCUUGUGUCUCCUUUCCUACCAUUUGUGAAGCCUCGUGUCCAAGUAUCCGCCACACAGACCCGGAAGCCACAACAUAUCAGCUUUACGUUCCUCAAGUCCCCCUCAUUCCUUAUAUUUCAACUUGGGAAUCUCCUCCAAGGCUUAGGAUAUUUUGCCCCAACACUCUACCUCCCCACCUUCUCCAGACAAGUAGCUGGCGAAUCCGGCUUCGGCACAACAGUUGCGCUUACAGCCAUGAACGCCGGCAUGGUAGUUGGCUUCAUUCUCGUCGGAUUUCUCAUUGACCGCUGGCACGUAGCCGACGUCAUCUUCCUAGCCACGAUAGGCACUGUCAUCUGCGUGGUCGUGUUAUGGGGCGUGUCUGUCUCCCUGCCUCCUCUGUGCGUGUUUGCCGUCCUCUACGGUGUCUUCGCCGGCAGUGCCAGCGCAACAUGGCCUGGCAUCGUGCAUAACGUCAAAGAGAAAGACCAGUCGGCUCCAGUGGGCCUUUUGCUGGGUUCAUUCACGGCCAUCCGCGGUGUCGGCUCCAUAGCCUGUGGCCCGAUAAGUGAAGCCGUGAUUAAUUCCAAGUGGCCCUGGUCAGGAAGGUCAUUUGCCUUGGCGUAUGGAACGAACUUUGGUGGGCUUAUUGUCUUCACGGGGGUCACGGCGUCGUUCGGAGUGGUGGGCUUCACGGCGCGCAAACUGGGUCUGCUUCAUUGAAUAUUGAACUCAUUGCGGGUAGGUAGCAUGGAUAGUAUGGUGUGAAGGACCAGAUUUUGAACUGUCUUGAAUAUAUGUUGUUAAAAUCCUAUUUCAUAUACUAAGCACAUGCCGCCAUUAUAGGGAGUAAUUUUCCCAGGGGACAAAUGGCAUAGACAAAACUACAAGGUAUCACGUAAAUUAAAUACAUUGAAGUUAAUCUCUGACAACACCCGAAACCAACGCAUUC
Molecule: messenger RNA, 1657 nt
Organism: Aspergillus wentii DTO 134E9
Lineage: Eukaryota; Fungi; Ascomycota; Eurotiomycetes; Eurotiales; Aspergillaceae
Exons: 4
Coding region: 1-1428 (475 amino acids)
Biological process (GO): transmembrane transport
Cellular component (GO): fungal-type vacuole membrane
Molecular function (GO): transmembrane transporter activity
Source: RefSeq, a predicted model, not a curated record